AACAAAUUAUCUUCAUUAGAUGUGUUUCUUGCAGCAGUGAACAUAAUCUCACCAUAUGAUUAAAUCUCUUGUCAGAAUUUGUAAAUGUAAUCACAAUAAAUACAAGGGCAUAAUAGAGCUUUUCUUCUUCAAUCUCUCUCACUUCCAUUGGUUGUAAGAAAAGAAAAAUGUUUAUCUCAUCCAUGAAUCAUCCAAAAACACUUCAUUUUUUCAGGAUUAUUCUGUCCCAAACUCAAAAGCUUCCCUUGCCGAAAAGGUUCGUUAGUUUAUACGGAGACGAUCUAUCGAAUACCGUAAUCGUUAAAGCUCCGACGGGGCCAGAAUGGAAAGUAGAGUUGAUGAAAUGUGAUGGUGAGAUUUGGUUAGCUAAUGGUUGGAAAGACUUUGCGGAUUAUUUCUCUUUGAAGUAUGGGAACCUAUUGAUCUUUAGAUACGAAGGUCAUUCGCGGUUUUACGUGUUCAUGAUAUUUGAUCAGACUACAUUCGAAAUCGAAUACCCGAACGGUAUCGAUAACCAUGAUGUGGAGCUCCAAAUACCGGACGUGGAAGAAGUCGGGAGUGAGGAUGUGGUUGAAAUAGUCAACAACGUAUCGCCAUCCCGGAAAACAACGGAGAAAACACGUUCUUCGCCUCGUAAGAGAACAAGAAUGCAGGGAGCUACGAAUGCGAAAAAAUCGGAGUUUCGAAUGUCAAGCAGAGAUGGAAGUAAAAUCGGUCCGGAGCAAGCUGGUGGAGGCACGUCUGCUGCCCAGAGAUCAUCGGCAUCGUCAGCUAACCAUUUUGGAUCGGAAAAGCCAUUCUUUGUAGUUAAUAUACAGCCAUCGUACAUUACCGCAUUUCAUGCUAAUGUUCCAUUUACGUUCGCGAGAACUUAUUUCACUUGGAAGGAGGCCGAUGUUAUCCUUAAAGAUCGAGACGGGAGAACUUGGCCCAUUCAUCUCAAAGUAUACAAUAAAUAUCAUUGCACAAGCUUUGGCCGUGGUUGGAAGGCAUUUGCAAUCGACAAUGAUUUACGAGUAGGCGAUUCUUGUGCCUUUGAACUGCUAGAGGGACCCGAAAUAUCAUUUAGGGUUACUAUUUUCCGGAACCCCGAAGAUUCAAAUGAUCGCCAUACUAGCACUCGUGGGAGUAAAAUAGGUCAUGGUCGGCACAAGAGGGAAUUGAAUGCUCGGAGUCAGAUUGAAUAUGAUCAUUCUAGUGAAGAUGAAAUGAUUAGAUAUUCAAAGAGGAAUAAAGGAUCUCAAGUUCCGAGAAGAAAAAUUAAGACCAGAGAUGGAAAGUUCGAUGAGGCGAUGCAGAAUAAGACUUCAGCACGGCGAGCUAUUCAAAGGCUUCCAAGCAAAGGAACUGCCAUUGCUAGAGCUCUUGAAAGAGUAAGCAAACUCAGGUCGGCUCAUCCGUUGUUCAAAGUCAUUAUCACAACAAAUUUUCUGCAGAGAGGGUUUCCGAGCAUCCCAGAACGCUUUUGCGACGAACACAUGGAGCAAAUUCCGGAAGAUGUGACCCUUAAAUAUAAGCAUAAAUCAUGGCGUGUAAGGAUGAUUAUUUGCUCGGACAGGGCAGGCCGAUUUAGCGUCGGCUGGCGGGCAUUUGUACAGGGAAAUAAGCUCAAAGUUGGAGACGUUUGUGUGUUUAAGAUGAUCAAGAAAACAAAUAUUGUUUUCGAAGUCUCCAUUUUCAGAGAUGGUUUAACUCUUGGUUGAACAUCUGCUAAGAUUCACCAUGAAUAUGUGACUCGUUUUGUGACUCAGUAAUGUAUGGAUAAUGUACCGAGUUAGUUUUGUUUGUAUAAAAAUUUGUAUGACGCA
Molecule: messenger RNA, 1808 nt
Organism: Gossypium raimondii (Peruvian cotton)
Lineage: Eukaryota; Viridiplantae; Streptophyta; Magnoliopsida; Malvales; Malvaceae
Product: B3 domain-containing transcription factor VRN1
Exons: 7
Coding region: 168-1703 (511 amino acids)
Molecular function (GO): DNA binding
Source: RefSeq, a predicted model, not a curated record